CAUCACAACAAAAAAAAAACUAAACAAAGUCACUCUUUUUCUGAUCAACGAGAUUUCUUCCCUCUCUCAGUCGCGGCUGGUGCCGUCAUCACAUUCGUUACAUCGUCUUUUCGUUGUCCAUCCGCAAAGCAAGUUGUUGAUCAACAGGCUCAACUUGGUGGCCGUCGCCAUUUUUUCUCGGUGCCUUUGCUUUGCGCUCACUGGCCAAUCUUGUAACUGAACUCUGAAUAGAUAGCAGCAGAAUGAGGAGGGCCGCUGCUGUCAUUCUGAUUCUUGUGCUUGACAUUGUGCUGUGCCAUCCUCCAGGCUACCCCUUUGCUAAACAUGUCGAUGAGACAAUGACUGUUACUGUCUGGGAGACUGUUCAGGCACCAGAUUAUGUGGUAUGGGUUGACGAGAACGGCAAAAUUGUCUCUCAAGGCGUAGAAACAGCAAGUUCAGCAAGACCUUUGGACAACACGGUCCAUAAUGCAGCUCAAGUGUCUGCAACUUCGUCCACCGCUCAUCCGCCAGUUCUGUCCACAUACGAACCGGAAGCAGCAUCUGACCAAAGCAAACUCACCCAGACAUGCACUGGAACGGGGUCAGCUGUAAUGCUGACAGCCAUUUCCACGCGAGCGACUGUCCCAUCUCCAACUAGAUCAACAGAUCAAGUACAGACUUUAGAAACAACUCAGCCUCAAGCUGAUUCUCCAUCGGCUGCAACUAGCACAUUAGUUGCUGAUACCGUUCAAAGCGCUACAGCUAGUGACGAUGCGAAUCAUAACAGAUCCGAGUAUGGUAUCAGUUGGUCAAAUUACAAGGGCGUCGAGGGUGACGUAUUAUGCAAGACUUUCGAUGACGCGGACAGAGAAUGGUCUCAAAUGAAGGAUUACGAUGUCGUCCGAAUCUACGGUGCGGACUGCGGCCAGCCGGGAAUGGCCCUCCAGCUUGCGAAGAAGUACAACAAGCGCGUCUUUGUUGGCAUUUAUUUUCUAGACGACACAAUGCCUUCGCAGCUGCAGACCAUUGUUGAUGGUGUGCUCGCCGUUGGUGGCGAUUGGACUAUGGUCGACGCGAUUAGCAUUGGCAAUGAAGAUGUGCAUCGUGGUGAGAAGACACCGCAGCAGAUCUUCGCAUUCGUUGCCUCUGCAAGGACGCUGUUGCAUCGUGCUGGCUACCGCGGGCCCGUCGUUCACGUCGACAGCCAAGACGCCUAUCUUGCCAAUCCAGAACUCUGCGGUGCGAGAGCGGGUGACUACCUUGCUGCCAACGUCCAUCCAUUCUUCAAUUCUCAGACAAGCGCCGACCAAGCUGGCAAGUUCGUGAAAGGCCAGGUAGACCUCCUUCGUCAUUGCGGUGCAAGUCAGCGACGCCAUCGCCGCGAUGAGAUUCGUGUCCGCGUGACCGAGACUGGGUGGCCCAAGUCCGGUCAAGCAAAUGGUGCUGCCGUGCCGGGUAAGAGAAACCAGAACGUCGCCGUAGAAUCCAUCAAGAGGAAUGUUGAGGGCGAUGUGAUUAUGUUCUCCGCAUACAACAAUUACUGGAUGACGGAUGACACUUCAACCUUCGAUACCGAACACUACUGGGGUCUUCUUGACGACUGAUCCCCACUCCGACCUGACCUGGCUCUUGCCCCGAUUUUUUGGAGCAACAGACGUAUAUGGUCCAAAGUGAUGAUUUGAUAACACGAUUUGCAGACUUCUAAAUGGUUGCGCAUGGUCCGCUUCCCGCAGACCAACACUUGACCAUGGAUGGCACUUCGAUAGUAUCGAUUCCAGCGCAUGGAUUACGUGCAGCAUUCAAGCUUGCCACAGAUAUAUAUGAACGAGCGCAGAGAACAUGAGCAGGGCUCAAAGACGGCUUUCAACGCUUCAGAAUGGCCAUUGCGCCCAAAAGUAUCCAUAGAAGUACACCUAGUUAGCAACCGCAGCAAUUUCAACG
This is a messenger RNA of Verruconis gallopava, 1923 nucleotides long. RefSeq lists its product as uncharacterized. Gene Ontology annotation, cellular component: cell surface; extracellular region; fungal-type cell wall. The coding region runs from base 243 to 1586 and encodes 447 amino acids. Gene Ontology annotation, molecular function: glucan endo-1,3-beta-D-glucosidase activity; 1,3-beta-glucanosyltransferase activity. The record is from RefSeq and is a predicted model, not a curated record. Lineage: Eukaryota; Fungi; Ascomycota; Dothideomycetes; Venturiales; Sympoventuriaceae. The transcript has 3 exons. Gene Ontology annotation, biological process: cell wall organization.